This is a messenger RNA of Solanum stenotomum, 1183 nucleotides long. RefSeq lists its product as uncharacterized. The record is from RefSeq and is a predicted model, not a curated record. Bases 158 to 1183 code for a protein of 341 amino acids. The transcript is spliced from 5 exons. Lineage: Eukaryota; Viridiplantae; Streptophyta; Magnoliopsida; Solanales; Solanaceae.
UCCAAGGAUCAACAUUUUUUUUCUCUAAACGCGGCUCCUCUUUCCCAUUCACGCGCCGCCGUUCACCACCACAUCAUCUCUCACCGCCACCACCCAUAACGUUACCGUCAUCAGAAGGAAAAAGGAUACUUCCAUUUAUGAAUCAUAUGUUAUUAAUAUGGGCGGUGUGACGUCAUCCAUCGCCGCUAAAUUCGCGUUUUUCCCUCCGAAUCCUCCGUCGUACACGGUUGUUUCUGACAAGUCAUGUGGCGGUAAAUUAUGCAUACCUGAGAUACCUCGGAGGGAAAACGUCGACGUUUUGAAGCUGCGGACUCACCGGGGAAACGAAAUCGUCGCCGUAUACGUGAAGCACCCAAAGGCAUCCGCCUCUAUGCUUUACUCUCAUGGAAAUGCUGCUGAUUUGGGGCAAAUGUUCGAACUGUUUGUUGAGUUAAGCCUCCGUCUUCGGGUCAAUCUCAUGGGGUAUGAUUACUCUGGAUAUGGACAGUCGACUGGAAAGCCAUCUGAGUGUAAUACGUACGCGGACAUUGAUGCAGUAUAUAAAUGCCUAAAGGAGCAGUACGAGGUCAAAGAUGAACAGCUAAUACUGUAUGGUCAAUCUGUUGGAAGUGGUCCAACCAUUGAUCUUGCAUCACACACACCCAAUUUAAGAGCUGUUGUUUUACACGGUCCAAUAUUGUCUGGUCUAAGAGUGUUGUACCCUCUCAAACACACACAUUGGUUUGACAUUUAUAAGAAUGUCGAAAAGAUUAGCUUGGUGAAUUGUCCUGUUCUAGUCAUCCAUGGAACAGCAGAUGAAGUUGUUGAUUGCUCCCACGGGAAACAACUCUAUGAACUGUGCAAGGAGAAGUAUGAACCAUUAUGGAUAAAUGGAGGCGGUCAUUGCAACCUUGAACUUUACCCGGUUUACAUCAAGCAUCUAAAAAAGUUUGUUCUUGGUCUUGGCAAAUCAAAGACUGCUACAAAUGGUUCUCAUAAACCAUCUUUAGUCUCUGACACUAAGAAGCCAGCUGAAAGUGUCUCCUCAAACACACUCAAUCUGCAUUCUGACCUUCCAGAAAUUUCAAGAAACAGUUUGGAUAGUCGACUUGAUAAGGCAAAGAAGUCGAACAAACCUGAGAAGUCUCGGAUGAGCACAGGUUGUGUUGACAGGUUUAGGAGACGGAAGGGAUUGGUGUGGUAA